GAUUUUGUAGUAGGAGAUCGGCGGUUGCCAACACAGUUAAACGCCAGACUUCAAGCGCCGAAAAAUACCGAAGAACUGCUUGAUAUCAUCCACCAUCUUCCCGAUGGCACCACUGCAUCAGAAGGAGAUUUGUAUUCAUCAGCGAAGCGAAGAACACCACAUUUACUUAAUAAUCAUCAGCACCUUGAAAAUAUCAUCACUUUCAUGGAUGCGUUUGGAUACUUGAUGUGUCCCUCCCUGCAGUUGUAUGACAAGUUCAGUCUACGAUUUGCCUUCCGCACAACACAGCUCAACGGACUCCUACUUUUCAAUUCAGACGUGUCUAGUGGUGACUUUAUCCUGUUUGAACUACAUAAAGCUAGAUUAUUCCUCAGCUUUGAUAUGGGGAGUGGGCUGCAGAGAUAUCAAUUGUCGCCUAACAGAAUGAACGACAACAAGUGGCACAAAGUUGAGAUGAUAAGGUAUAACGUCGAGGACAACGUAAUUGCUACUACAAUUGAUAAAGGGGAAUUAACGGAGUCAGAAGUGCAGAUGCCUGUAACCCCCGGAAACUUUUCGAAAAAUUUCAACCUUGCUGAUUAUUUAUAUAUCGGAGGCGCGCACGAAACUGUAUUUUACCGCUGGAGAGAGCAAAUCACCAACCGUUUUGGAUUCCAGGACAUCCGCCUCCUCCUGACCAAGAGAAUAACCGGAGAAGAAAACGAAAAUGUUGAAUUAGAGAGCAGGAACAUCAACCAUAGAAGUGGGCCAAUAGCAUGUCUCGCG
This is a messenger RNA of Dicrocoelium dendriticum, 765 nucleotides long. NCBI's taxonomy places the organism in Eukaryota, Metazoa, Platyhelminthes, Trematoda, Plagiorchiida, Dicrocoeliidae. The record is from the annotation of a GenBank genome assembly.